UGAGGCGAAGUCAAGGGAAACUAUAAUGGAAGCAGUCAGAGCAGAGAGGGAGGCUAUGUUGGCAUAUUUCCGUCAACUAGUUCCUAAUUUUGAUCCCAGCCAGAUGCUCAAAACCCCAAUUCCUCCAAUUACUUUACCCCCUCAAGAUCAAAGCCCAAAAAAUCCAAUGUCUGAUAAGGCAAGCUGCUCUGGGGCCACUGGUAUCAGACCCCUAGCUUUGGAAUUAGAAGAUCCAAAGCCUGAAGCUGAUACUGCUGGAAAACAGAAAGAGGACACGGAUCUCUCAAAGCUAGACAUGCCACCUCCUCUGUUAGCCUUAUGCCAACAUGUCCAGACCAAGUUGUUGCCUACUAACGAGACUCUGACAGUUCACAUGCCCAAGGAAGUGUGA
Prunus avium (sweet cherry) is the source of this 391-nucleotide messenger RNA. The record is from RefSeq and is a predicted model, not a curated record. NCBI's taxonomy places the organism in Eukaryota, Viridiplantae, Streptophyta, Magnoliopsida, Rosales, Rosaceae.